This is a messenger RNA of Entamoeba dispar SAW760, 1155 nucleotides long. Its product is annotated as ATP-dependent RNA helicase FAL1, putative. The record is from RefSeq and is a predicted model, not a curated record. Gene Ontology annotation, molecular function: RNA helicase activity; ATP binding; mRNA binding. Bases 1 to 1155 code for a protein of 384 amino acids. Lineage: Eukaryota; Evosea; Mastigamoebida; Endamoebidae. Gene Ontology annotation, cellular component: nucleolus; catalytic step 2 spliceosome. The transcript has a single exon.
AUGAACAAAAGAAAAGAGAAUAUUGAAAUUUAUGAAACAUUUGAAAGUAUGGGAUUAAAAGAAGAAUUACUUAAGGGAAUUUAUCAACAAGGAUAUAAUAAACCAUCAGGAAUUCAACAAAGGGGAAUUGUUCCAAUAACAAAAGGAAAAGAUGUUAUUGCACAAUCACAAUCAGGAACAGGUAAAACAGCAACAUUUUCUAUUGGAAUUUUACAAAAUGUUGAAAGUAAUAAAAGAGAAGUUCAAGUAAUUAUAAUUUCACCAACUAGAGAACUUGCUAUUCAAUCAGAAAGAGUUAUUAGUGGAUUAUCACAAUAUAUGGCUAUUCAAGUAAGAGGAUGUAUUGGAGGGAAAAGUGAAAAAGAAGAUAUUAAAGCAAUUGAAAAAGGGUGUCAAGUAAUAAGUGGAACACCAGGAAGAAUAAUGGGAUUAAUUAAAAAAAGAGUAAUAAAUGUUAGACAUAUUAAAACACUUGUUAUUGAUGAAGCUGAUGAAAUGUUUAAUAAAGGAUUUAUGGAAAUAAUUUAUGAUAUAAUUAAAUAUUUACCUAUUAAAAGACAAAUUGUAUUAUGUUCAGCUACACUUACAGGAGAUGUUAUAGAAAUAGGAACAAAAAUAAUGAAUAAACCAAUAGAAAUAUUAAUUAAAAGAAAUGAAAUUACAGUAGAAGAAAUUAAACAAUAUUUUAUUGAAAUAGAAAAAGAAGAACAAAAAUUUGAUACAUUAUGUGAAAUUUAUGAUAGUAUGACAAUUACACAAAGUGUAAUAUUUUGUAAUAUGAAAAAAAAAGUAGAUUGGCUUACAGAAAAUAUGAUGAAAGCUAAUUUUCCAGUAAUUUCAAUGCAUUCAGAAAUGCCACAACAAGAACGUGAUUAUAUUAUGAAUAUAUUUAGAAAAGGAGAAAAAAGAGUAUUAAUUACAACUGAUGUUUGGGCAAGAGGAAUUGAUGUUACACAAAUUUCAUUAGUAAUUAAUUAUGAUAUGCCAUUAAAUAGAGAAGUAUAUAUUCAUAGAAUAGGAAGAUCAGGUAGAUUUGGUAGAACAGGAAUAGCUAUAAAUUUUGUAUUAAAAAAUGAAAUGGAUAAUUUAAGAGAUUUAGAACGAUAUUAUUCAACUCAAAUUAAUGAAUUACCUGAAAAUUUUGCUGAAUUAUAA